Messenger RNA from Aspergillus clavatus NRRL 1, 1002 nucleotides. Its product is annotated as aldose epimerase family protein. Gene Ontology annotation, molecular function: aldose 1-epimerase activity; carbohydrate binding. The coding region runs from base 1 to 1002 and encodes 333 amino acids. The transcript has 2 exons. NCBI's taxonomy places the organism in Eukaryota, Fungi, Ascomycota, Eurotiomycetes, Eurotiales, Aspergillaceae. The record is from RefSeq and is a predicted model, not a curated record. Gene Ontology annotation, biological process: glucose metabolic process; beta-D-galactose catabolic process via UDP-galactose, Leloir pathway.
AUGUCUGGAGAAUCCGAGUUCACCUUCCUGCCUCUCGGGGCCAUCAUUCAAGAGUUCCGCAUCGCGGGCAAGAACAUCGUGCUCGGUUUCAACACCCAAGAACAGUACGAAAAGUAUAACUCGCCGCACUUUGGCGCAACAAUUGGUCGCGUGGCCAACCGUCUCAAGGGCGCCGUCAUCCACAACCUCAGCGGCCGCGACUACACCCUGGCCCAGAACGACGGGCCCAACUCCCUGCACGGAGGCGAGAAAGGCUGGGGCAAGUGUGUCUUCGACGGACCGCAUACCGUCAGACGCCACGGUCACGAUGCCUUGAUGUUCAAGUACCUCAGCAAGGACGGUGAGGAGGGUUUCCCGGGGACAGUGGAGCUGCGUGUCUGGUACACGGCUAGCAAGGAGGACGUAGAUAGCCCCAGCUCCAAGACCGUUCUCACUGCCGAGUACGAGGUUGAGUUUGUGGGUGAUGAAUGCGAAGAGACGGUGGUCAACCUGACCAACCACAGUUAUUUCAACCUUGGUAACGGCCCAACCAUUGAGGGCACUAAGGCCCAGCUCGCCACCGCAGACUACCUGCCCAUCGACCCCACCGGCAUCCCCCUCGGCAACUUUAGCAAGUUCCCGAUUGAUGUUCUGAAGCCCUUUAACCUCGGCCCAUCCGAGCCUCAGAUUGACGACGUCUUCGUGAUGGAGACCGACCCCUCGAAGAUCCCACUGGACACGCGCACCCAGCCUCUGAGGCUGCUGGGACAGUUCAGUCACCCAGACACCGGCCUGCACCUGGAGAUACACAGCACCGAGCCCGCAUUCCAACUAUACACGGGCAAAUACAUCGACGUGCCCGCGAUGGACGGAUUGCCAGCACGCGGCCCCGGCGCGGGAUUUUGCGUAGAGCCCAGCCGAUACGUCAAUGCCGUCAACGAGCCGGCAUGGCGGUCAAUGGUAGUUUUGAAGAAGGGACAGAUUUUUGGAUGCAAGACGGUAUACAAGGCCUGGAAGGCAUGA